AUGCCAGAGAUUCAGACUUGCAGAAUCUUGCAGAGUGAAUUAGGCACGGCCCGGCGUGAAAUCCAGCAAGCUCGAGCGCUGGCAGCUGGAGUGAAGAAGAAGCCCGUGGAGGCAGCAGUCUCACAGGUGACAGGCGGGGCAAUUGCGGGCAGCCCGUUGAGCUUUGAUUGCGUGUGUGACGGUGGUGUUUUGGCUGUCCAGGGCUCUGCGUGCCAGGAAGUCACCUCCUCCAGCAGGCGCAAGCAGCGGCCAGAGAACAAGCCCAGUUGCAGAGGCAGCGGCAACGAGCUGCUUGAAUGA
Molecule: messenger RNA, 300 nt
Organism: Symbiodinium natans
Lineage: Eukaryota; Dinophyceae; Suessiales; Symbiodiniaceae
Source: the annotation of a GenBank genome assembly